UCUCUUUCGUUAUUAUUCAACGAAGGACGAUUUGCUGGCGUCAAUUGUACAACAACAACAACUGGAAAAAAACAAGGAUUAUCAAUAAAUAGCAAGUCAAAUCAAAAUACCCAAAGGGUCUUUUUUUCCCCUUCCCACCCAUUUAUCUCACAAUAGAGCGCCCUGCUUUUAUUUUACCCAUUAUAUCACUAGUCCUGGCCUCUUGCUUACUUCCUGAUACACUACAGUUUUUUUGUCACCUCCAUCUCUGCUCUUUGUCAUACACCCGUUGCGUAUCCAUACAUAGAUCAUGGCCUCCUCUUUUGUGCUUCCAAAACUGUUAUACAUAUGCUUGUAUGCUUUGCUCGGAUCCGCGAUACCCUACCUGUCUCUUUUUUACGAUGAAGCACUGCAUUUACCUUCCAAACAAAUAGGUAUGGUGUUAGCCAUUGCCCCCUUUGUCCAGUCAGUGGCGUGUCCCAUUUGGACGGUCGUAGCCGAUCGACGACCACAAUGGCAUGGCCCGCUCAUGGCUAUUCUUGCUGCCAUUGGUGGUGUGAGUGUCAUGAGUCUCAUGUUUCUCCCGGGAUGGCUGGUGAAGAACGACAGCACCUCUUCUUUCCUGGAAUCGCCUGAUACCGAGUCGUUGACGCUUAUGGUGACAGCGGCGCUCGCUCUUGUUUUCGCGUUUUUCGGUCAACCCGUCACCGCUUUGGUCGACAGUGCGGUGCUCAAAAUGCUCGGGGAUCAAAAGAUUUUAUAUGGCAACCAGCGAUUGUGGGGUUCCAUUUCCAAUGGGGUCAAUAUUUUGAUUGUCGGUCUUUUGAUCAGCAAGGUGGGUAUCAACGUGGCUUUUUACGUGUUUGCCGCCGGGGUCACUUCGUUUGUCGUUCUUGCACUCUUCACCAAAGUGACCGAUAGCAAGGAAGAAACCGCGUUUUUCGUGCCUCCCCAGGAUGACAUGGUCCAAGACCAAAGACAACCACUUUUGAAAUCACCCAAUCAUCCUAUCCGUAGCAACUAUGUGAAUCCGCAUGAACCGGAACUGCCACUCUCAACGUCCGUCCGUUCCACUUCCUUCUUUUCAGCGCUUACCAAUGUCUUAUCGGGUCACAGUGUCGACCAGCGACCUCCGCGAGUAUCCAAUUACGCCUAUGAACCCGAAGAAGCCAUGGCGCGUCGCAACAGUUGCGCGAGUCACGCUAACACUGUGUUCUUGGAAGAUGAUAAUAACCAUUUGCAUCUCUUACGAACCACCACUACUUCCAUUGCAGCACGUGAUCUUCAAAACGAGGCCAACGAACUCAUGUCCAACAUGGAUCAAUUUCCUCCACUGGGUUUGGCUCUGUCACAUAUUCCUUCCAUCGAUGUUUCCUUGGCCGGUUUUGCCGCUGUGGGGGAUCCCGACACGCAGCCGAUUGAAAAGUCACAAUUGCGAUCGCCCAAAGUCUGGACGUUCCUUGUCACGACAUUGUUGUUCGGUAUUUCGUACUCCAUGAUUGCCCAGUUUCUAUUUCUGUUCCUACGCAACGAUCUUGGCAUGGAAUCGGCUCUGAUUGGCUGGACAGGACCUAUCGGUGGCGUGGCUGAAGUUUCUACAUUCUACGUUUCCAAACAGCUUGCUGAUAAUUACAGUAUCACGGCGUUGAUUACGUUUGCUCACGUUAUUCUCGUGGCUCGCAAUAUGGUGUAUACAUUAUUACAACCGUCUCAAUUGGUUUCCACGGCGGUCGCUUUAGGCAUGCAACUGGUGAAUGGUAUGUCGUACGCUCUGAUGUGGGCGCUCAGCGUCAAUCAGGUGGACUCCUUCUUUGCUGAGGAUCAGCGUUCAAUGGCACAGGGGAUUCUGGCUGCGUUGUUCUCCGGUCUCGGGUUUGGUCUUGGGUGCAUCUUUGGCGGUUUUGUUUACGGGCAGUACGGUGCUAAUAUGCUUUUUGAAGUGUCAGCUGCCAUUGCGCUUCUCAGCCUUGGCGUCUUUUUGCUGGGUCGAUGGUCACGCUCAUGAAAUAUAUACAAGUUUAAAUGUAUCUAAUAAUAAAAAUAACACUGCAUGCACGGCAUAACACUAAUUAUCC
This is a messenger RNA of Radiomyces spectabilis, 2054 nucleotides long. Its product is annotated as major facilitator superfamily domain-containing protein. Lineage: Eukaryota; Fungi; Mucoromycota; Mucoromycetes; Mucorales; Radiomycetaceae. Gene Ontology annotation, molecular function: transmembrane transporter activity. The transcript is spliced from 4 exons. Gene Ontology annotation, cellular component: membrane. The record is from RefSeq and is a predicted model, not a curated record. Bases 290 to 1984 code for a protein of 564 amino acids.